AUGUCAGAAUUAUGGGAAAAAGCAGGAAUAGAAAAAGAUGCAGUUUUAAUUGUAUCGUUUUAUGAAAAUAUAAUAAAAGAAAUGAAGGAUGCUUAUAAUAGUUUAUAUGAUCUUGUUAUAAUAUUAAAGGAUAAAAUAGAUUAUAUAGAAAAUCCUAUAGAACUAUGUAUAUCAAAUGAAAAUAAUAUGGAAAGCGAUUUUGAGAUUAAUUAUGCACACAAUAAAGAAAAAAAAAUGAGUAAUAGUAUUAUGGAUGAUAUGAAUUACUCAGAUAAAAAAAAUAAUUUGUAUAACACCGAUAAAUUAAAUAAUAUUUUAUGUAAGAAUGUUAUGAGUUGUUUUAAAAAUGAAAAAGAUGAAAUAGUAAAUCCGAAAAAUAUAGGUAUAAAUAAUCAAAAAGAAUUUGUAUUUUGUGAAAAAAAAAAUGAGAUGAUAAAUGAUGUAGAUAAUAAUUUGGAUAUUGGAUAUUAUAGUGAAGGGUUUGAAAUUGGAAAUAUAAGAAAAUGGAAAAAAAAAAAAAAAAAAAAUAAUAAUAAUAGUGAAAAUACAAAAAGACAACAAGCUCAUUAUGUUGAUGAAAUAAAAAAUAUAAUCGACAUGAAUUAUAAUAAUAAAGAGACUAUAAAAAAUGUCAAAUUGUUAAAAGACAAUACAAAUGAUGAAGCUUCCAAUGUAAUAAGUAGUUAUAAUAAUUUACCUAGUUUAGGAAACAUAAAAAGAAUAGGUAAAAAAAAAAAAAAAAAUAUAUGUCCAGAAUAUUUUUCUGAUUUAAAUUUUUCAGACAAUUCAAUAGACUCAAAUAAAAUAAGAAUACUUAAUUUAGUUAACGAAAAUAAAAUGUUAUCAAAAAUAUUAAAUAAAAAAAAAAAAUAUUAUGAAAAUAUUAUAUUUAAAAAUAUAAAAUCUGGAAAUAAUUCAGAAAAAAAUGACUAUGAAAAUUUAAAUCCCUUUUUUGGUAAAAGCUUUCAAAAUGAAAAUAAAAACAAAGUUACAAAUAUAUACAAUGAACAAGUAAAAGAUGUAAAUAUUCCGUAUUUUAAAGAAAUAAAUUUUAAUAAAUUUCAGAAUAUAGUGGAUCAAAAUAAAACCUUUGAAAAAAUCGAGAAUAAACAUAAUGACAAUACUCAAGAAUGUGAUAGUAAUUUGUGUAGACAUUAUAUAUUGCAAAACAAUUUUAAAAUAAAUUAUUUAGAAAAUGAAGAAAGUAAUAAAUUAAAUGAUAAAGAUAAUUUUUGUGAAGGUGCUUCUAUAAUUCUUGAUAAAGAAAAGUGUGAAAAAAAUAUAUAUACAUGUAACCAUCAAAAAAACUAUUUAGGGAAUUGUUACAAUAAUAAUAUAAAUAAAGAAAAAGAUAAUAAGGGAAAUAUAUUUCAAAGAAUAAAAUCAAAUAAUAAUAUUCAAAACAAAUGUAUCCAUACAAUAAAUAAUAAUGUAUAUAAAAAUAUAUUAAAUUGUAAAUUAAAAAACGAACAAAACUGCAAUGAAUGUCAUUCCCUUUUUUUAAGAAUCCUAAAAGACUGUGAAAAAAUAAAGUUCAUAGAAAUGAAUAAACAAAAUGGAAAUCAAAAAGAAGCGAAUUUAAAUUAUAUCUAUAACAAUCAAUGUAAUUUAGAUAAGAAUAUAAUAUGUUGCAAUAAAUGCGGAGAAGUUUAUAAUUCCAAAUAUAUUUCAUAUUUUGAUGAGCAUAAUGAAAGUAAAACUGAAAUACAAAAAAGCGUGUUAUUAUUAAAUAAUGAUAUUUAUUAUGGUGGAAAUGAAAGUAGUGAAACUGUAGUAAUUGGAAAUGAAGAAAAUAAUGAUAAUUUAUUUGAAACUCAUAAUAUAGCAAAUACUUCAGAUGUCUUGAAAAAAUCCGAAUCAUUCAAUCCGAUAAGUAAUAAUAUUAAAUAUAUUCCAGAAUAUUAUUAUUCAAAUAUAAAUAACAAAAUUGUUCUAAAUAAAAAUGUAAUUAUACAAAAAAAUGGGCACAUAAUAAAUGAUUCGAAUCUAGUAAGUUGUCAUUGCCUUUUACAAAAAAAUCAUAACUCAGAAUCUCAACUUCUAACUAAUGGGCACAAAGGAUAUGCAAGUACAUCUCCCGAAAAAUGUGUAAAAAGUGGAAAAAGUGAAAAAUGCAAAAAUGGAAUCUGGAAAGUGGGGGGCGCAACAAAAUAUAAAAUGGAUUCAGAAAAAAAUUUGUAUAAAAUUGUUAGUUACAAAAAUGUGAUUAAAAAUACAUUACCUUCGAAUUAUAUAGAUGUUGAUGUUAAUCCGUUUCGAGUGCCUUAUCAGAGUAUAGGAUCUUUUUUAAGUUAUUCAAAUUAUAUGGGUAAAAGAAAACGAAGAAAAAUAAAAAAAAAAAAACUAAGGCAUGUAGGAAAAAAGUUGGACAAAAGAGAUAAAGAAAUGAAAUGUGGUGAAAGUGGAAUCCAAACCAAGAAUAGAAAAACUGUAAAAAAAAAUGAAAAUAAAAUUUCAGAAAAAAUAUUCAAUACUGACUUUAGUGAUGUAAAAAGUUCAAAUAUAAGUUCUGAAAAAAUGAGCAAAGAAAAUUCAUUGAGAAUAGAAAACAAAGUUAAUGAUAGUGAUGCUUUAAAUUCAUUUCAAAAAAAGACAGAAUUAAAUGAUAAUAUGACGAAAAAGCUAGUUGAUAAUAUAAAUAAUAAAAUAUAUGAUUUAGGAAAAUCUGAAAUAAAAGAGAAUGAAAAGUUGGGAAUUGAGAAAAACAAAACUAAUAAAAAAUCAAAAAAGAAAUACUUAAAAAAAGGAGAAAAAAAUAAAAUUAGAAAAAAAAUUUAUAAUAAACAAAAAUAUUAUGAAAACAAUAAAACUAUAUUAUAUUUAGAGGAUAGAGACAAAACAUAUAUGUCACAAUAUAAUGAUGAAAGUUUAUCAGUAAAAAAAAAAAAAAUUGAAAAUGAAUCAUAUACAAAAAAUUCAAAUACUAAUAAAUAUGAGUUAAGAGAAAAAAGAAAAAUUAAAUAUAUAUUGCCAUCAAUAAAUAAAAAAUUACGAAGAGAUAGUUCAAGACAAAUAUUUGACCCAUUUUUAUAUAACAAUACAUGGGCUAUAAAAAAAGUAUAA
Messenger RNA from Plasmodium berghei ANKA, 3063 nucleotides. RefSeq names its product conserved Plasmodium protein, unknown function. The record is from RefSeq and is a predicted model, not a curated record. The coding region runs from base 1 to 3063 and encodes 1020 amino acids. The transcript has a single exon. NCBI's taxonomy places the organism in Eukaryota, Apicomplexa, Aconoidasida, Haemosporida, Plasmodiidae.